This is a messenger RNA of Dermatophagoides pteronyssinus (European house dust mite), 927 nucleotides long. RefSeq lists its product as uncharacterized. NCBI's taxonomy places the organism in Eukaryota, Metazoa, Arthropoda, Arachnida, Sarcoptiformes, Pyroglyphidae. The record is from RefSeq and is a predicted model, not a curated record.
AUGAUUAAAAAAUCAUGUGAGACUGUCCAAAUAAUUGACGCUACAGCUGAAUGUCCGUCAACUAAUUUUGUUUUUGAUAAUUCAAAAUGUGUUAAGCAGGAGUAUACACCAAUAACAAAAUCAUGUCCUAAAGGUUUCACUAGUACCCCAUCUGGUUGUAUCAAGAAAACCAUUUGUAAUGCGAAAGACGUGAAUUGUCCAAACAAUUCUAUUCUUUCAGGUAAAUUUUGCUUAUUAGAAGAACAUAGUGAACCAAUUAUUAAUUGUCUUCCCGGAUACACUUAUACAAAUAGGGAAUGUGUUCGUCGGGAAAAAGUACCCCCUAAAUUGUAUUGUGGUAGAGAUUACAAACUUCAAGGUAAUGAAUGCGUAACAAGCUCUAGAGUGAGUGGAGAACUAUUUUGCGAGUCUGGAACCCUACAAAAUAAGAUGUGCAGUGUUGUUACCGAAGUAGACGCCAUAAUUAAUUGUCCUAAAAAUUCAUUUUUAAAUGGUACGGUUUGUACAACAAUUCACAACGUUGAUCCAGUCAUUGAAUGCCCACCAAACUUUAUGUUGAAAAAUGGAGAAUGUGUGCAAAAACGCCAGGAACAGCCCAAAUUGCAAUGUUCCAAUGGUAUAAUCACUCAAAACGGACAGUGCAUAUCUACUACUGAGAUAUUGCCAAACGUUAGCUGUGAAGAAGGGUAUACUCUCAACGACAACGUUUGCAUUAAACAUAUUGAAAGAGAAGUCCAAAGACAUUGUCCUAAAAACCAUCAUUAUGAUAAUGAUAGCGAUCUUUGUGUUUCUAAUAGCAAAGUUGCCAAACAAGUUCCCAAAUGUACUGAUGAAAUCGAAAUGAUAGACCCUGAUUUCAAAUGUCCAAAAGAUUAUAAAACACAUAUAUUAGCCAUAGCUUUUCUUGAAACAUUUAAAGAUACGUGA